UCAACGCGAGCUAAGACAGUUUUCGGCAGGGCUUCCACUAAUUUCAGUCUUCUUCUUUGGUUUACAACGCAGCCUCCGUUCCAAGACGUCCCUCUCUACCCUAGAAAAGAGAAAAAGGUUCACUCUUCACGUUCGUUGCCGGGCAGAUCUUCGGACUUCAUCGUGAGUCAUGGCUUUUCUCCGCAGCGGCAAAGGAGCCACGAGAAUGUCUCCAGCACCGACAGCUCAAACGUCCACGUACAGAUAUCGGACAUUGCUGGCGACGAAGAUAUUGUAGCAACAACAUACUUUCUGAAGAUAUGCAAGUCAACUAUAUUGAAGCCGUACUCCGUCAUUUUGCAAUUGAUAGCAUGGCGUAAGUUUCGCAAGGACAACCCCACGCGUCACCACCUGUCCUGGAGGUUCAUGAAUGUCCUGUACCCAGCCAUAGUCCUGUCGCUGCUGCUUUUUUAUGCAGCUCUUCAGGGAUUGGCCUGCCCUGGACGUCUAGAAUUCAAAACAACGCAAGCGUCGACACUCCGGAACGCGACCAGACCCGUGCCAAGGAACGCGACCCCAACCCCUGACUACUACUUCUGGGAUGAUUAUGAUGACUACACAACCACGCAGAACUACGAGUCGCAGUCUCUGGACGAGCUGCCGCUGUGCCAGCACCGGCUCACCCUGUACAUCCUGCCCAGCCUGCUGCAAGUGAUCGCCUUCCUCUACGGCUCCUACAUGUUCCGAAUCAUAGGAGUUGAUGAGGAACUGUACGGCAUCAUGGAAAAGGUGUUCCUGCAGUCGUCGGCAUACUUUACGGAGAGGAUCAUCAUAACGAUUACAAGGAGGUUCCUCCUGGCUGGAAUAGUAUGGACGCUUAUGCAGAUAGCGGUACAAAUACUUUACAACUUGGCCGUGGAAAGUGAAGAACAGCUUGUGGAGAGAGCUUUUUCAAAGUUACCAGAGUGGGAGACGGUGUUGCUAAUCACACUUCGGAUCAUGGGCCAGCUGGCGAUGACCAUUGUGGAGAUGGCGGUGGUGCUCAACUACUGCACCCAGUGCGAGAUGAUCAUCAUCUACCUGCGCGGGGUGGCGCUGAGGCUGCGAGAGAAGCGCAUCACCAUCCGCGAGGGCAUGCACGAGCUUUUGGCAAGUAACGACUACAUCAGCCACCUAAACCGCAACCUUGGAAAGGUUACUGCUCUAUUCAUCAUCAACUUUUCAAUUCAUGCGCUCAUUGGUAUAUUCUUAUUUCUUCUCAACCACGACAAGACACCUGUCGUGCUGGCCUACAGGGCAGCCUAUCCAGUCGUGUGGAUAAUCGCCAUGUUUGCUCCCCUCUAUCAGGCAUCCCGGGUGACGGCUGUGGGGUUGAAAAUCUCAAAGAUCAGCAUCGAGUCCAGAGUCUUCGGCUACCAGGACGUGCAAGAGUUCGAUCUCGAUUCUUUCGUUCUCUUCGUCGGGAACAUGAAACUUAGGGCCAAGAUGUUCGGGACUGCGAUAUGGCCGUCCACUAUGCUUUUCUUUUUCGGUGGCACGGCACUGGUUGUGUACCUACUAGUCAUCUGCGACGUGCUCACCAACCCCGUCAUGGGUUCCUUCCUCUGAGCUACAGAGAUCGCACGGUUCUCCAGCUCUACUACUUAGACAGACGUGCAAAUAAACUCACCGGCGCUACCGAGGUCGCGGCCAGCAAUUGUGUGCAUUA
Messenger RNA from Rhipicephalus sanguineus (brown dog tick), 1687 nucleotides. RefSeq lists its product as uncharacterized. NCBI's taxonomy places the organism in Eukaryota, Metazoa, Arthropoda, Arachnida, Ixodida, Ixodidae. The record is from RefSeq and is a predicted model, not a curated record. The transcript has 13 exons. Bases 406 to 1587 code for a protein of 393 amino acids.